Messenger RNA from Drosophila santomea, 856 nucleotides. RefSeq names its product peroxiredoxin-6-like. The record is from RefSeq and is a predicted model, not a curated record. Gene Ontology annotation, molecular function: peroxiredoxin activity. The transcript is spliced from 4 exons. Gene Ontology annotation, biological process: cell redox homeostasis; cellular oxidant detoxification. Bases 103 to 765 code for a protein of 220 amino acids. NCBI's taxonomy places the organism in Eukaryota, Metazoa, Arthropoda, Insecta, Diptera, Drosophilidae. Gene Ontology annotation, cellular component: mitochondrion; cytosol.
GUAUUUAGUAAGCAAAACGUGUGCGAGCCAAUAACAGCUACCAGCUAUACAACGAGCAACUAAAAAGGUUUUUUCCAAGUCAAAGUAAUAAUCAAACACAAGAUGCGUUUGGGACAGACCGUACCUAACUUCCAGGCCGACACAACCAAGGGGCCCAUCAAAUUCCACGAGUGGCAGGGCAACUCUUGGGUGGUGCUCUUCUCCCACCCCGCCGACUUCACACCCGUCUGCACCACUGAGCUGGGCAGGAUUGCGGUGCACCAGCCGGAGUUCGCAAAGCGGAACACCAAAUGCCUGGCGCAUUCCGUUGACGCACUAAACUCGCACGUGGACUGGGUGAACGACAUCAAGAGCUACUGCCUAGAUAUUCCCGGGGACUUUCCCUACCCGAUCAUUGCCGACCCCACUCGCGACCUGGCCGUCAGCCUGGGCAUGCUCGACGAGGAGCAAAAGAAGGAUCCUGAGGUGGGCAAGACCAUCCGGGCCUUGUUCAUCAUCAGUCCGGACCAUAAGGUGCGCCUCUCCAUGUUCUACCCCAUGUCCACUGGUCGCAACGUCGACGAGAUCCUGAGGACCAUUGACUCUCUGCAGUUGACUGAUCGCCUCAAGGUCGUGGCCACUCCUGCCAACUGGACCCCUGGAACUAAGGUAAUGAUCCUGCCCACCGUCACCGAUGAGGAGGCCCAUAAACUCUUCCCCAAGGGAUUUGACAAGGUUUCCAUGCCGUCUGGAGUAAACUAUGUCCGUACCACAGAUAAUUAUUAGAUUUUAUUUAUGUAAUCAACUUCGUUAUAUACCAUUUACUUGUUAUAAAGUACCAGAUUUUAGUGUACAAUAAAGAAUAUAGUCACAGAAA